AUGGUAGGAUGUGCAGUACUUCACAGGCCAACUAAGAACACAUUUUUCCAGAGUAAAUCAAAGUUGGAAAAAAAAAUGUUCACUUUUUGCUGGAUCCUACUAUUGUUUAUCAAAGGAGCAGAGGUUAGAGAGUUUAAUCUGACAGGGUGUCUUCAUAAAGAACCUGAAAGGAUUUAUCAUGCAAUUACUGAUGAAGAGUUUAUCUUGGAAUGUGUUUUGCCAUCCCAACACCGUAUCCACAUGUACAACAACUCAUUUCUCUAUAAAAGUAAUGUGCUGUGGUUCUGGCAACAAAAAGAUGGAGAACCACUGAAGAUUAUCAGCAGUAAAAGUACUAACCCCACUCAGGAAGGGAAUGCACUUUGGUUUAGACCGAUCGGGAUUAACGCUUCUGGAGUAUAUAUCUGUAUGAUAAGGGAAGAAAUCCCAUGUCUCUCAAACGUCAUAAAGGUUCAAGCGAAGAACAAUACAAAUUGUUCGGAUAAUGGCAGAAAUGAGCUGUCUCUUCUCAUUGAAGAGGGACAUUCAAUUUCUUGUCCUGGGAUACACUGUUACAAUCAUUUACAAAGGUCACCAGUGACAUGGUACAAGAAUGGAAUUCGAGUAAUGUUUAAAGAGAUUAGAUCAAGUCUAAAACUUAAGGAUGAUACAAUCUACUUGCGUCGUACCUAUGAGCAAGAUGCUGGUAUUUAUGUAUGUGAUUACAUUUUAUUUGACAACAGCAUCCAGUGGACAAUGAGACGAGUAGUUAGAGUAAAAAUCAUUGCACGAAACACUCUCCACAGCCCAAACAUCUUGUCUCCCAGUGGCAUGAAGACCCUUGAAGUAGAAAUUGGAAAACCUCUUAAAAUUGAAUGCAAAGUAUUUUUUGGCUUUGAAAGCAAUUUUUUGCCCAUGAUAACUUGGUACAGAGACAACAAAGAAAGUAAAAGUGAGCCACUUUUGCAGAAGCCAACACGGAUUCGUGUAGAAGAACUUGAAGGCAAAUCAUUUGUUCAUGUUGCCACGCUCAGGGAAGUUACUGAAAGGGACCUGAACAGCAACUUGAUCUGCUUUGCUCAGAAUUCUGUGGGGAACUCGACAGGAGUGCUCAAGCUAAAAAGGAAGGAAAGAGCACUUUUCAUAUUCAUAUUAUAUGGUGCGAUUGCAGUUCUAGUUGGACUCCUGUUGGGCAGUGCUUUUGUUUACCAGCAUUGGAUCGAAAUAGUGCUGAUGUAUAGAAAUUACUUGGCCAAGGACGAAACUAUAGGGGAUCGCAAAGAAUUUGAUGCAUUUGUGUCCUAUGCAAAACAAGACUCCUUUGAAAGGGAUUCCACUUUUCUUAAUGAGGAACAGUUUGCCCUGGAGGUCCUUCCGGAGGUGUUGGAAAACAAAUACGGAUACAAACUGUGUCUUCUUGAAAGGGACAUUCUUCCAGGAGGAGCGUACACUGAUGAUAUCGUCACAGCUAUUCAACAAAGCAGGAGAGCUAUAAUUAUCUUGAGUCCUGGCUAUGUCAAUGGACCCAGCAUCUUUGAACUGCAGGCAGCAGUGAACUGUGCUUUAGAAGAUAACAUGCUAAAACUGAUUUUAAUUAAGUAUAAGUCGUUCCAAGAGCCAGAGUCUUUACCUCCAAUAGUGAAGAAAGCUCUUAAAAUUUUACCAGUGGUUACCUGGAAAUCUUCUAACUCACCAAACAAACAGUUCUGGAAAUAUAUGCGAUAUCAUAUGCCAGUGAAAAAUACCAGGGGGCUAGGGAAAAACAGUGUAAAGUUUUUUUCCAUAGGUUAUUUAGCAUGGUUAUCAAUAGCAGAAAGGCCACUGGGAGAAGUCAGCAGACUAAGAAAUAGUGAGGUGAUUGUAGAGGAACUUCCUGUAUCUGCUACCACCUGACCACAAAUUUAA
This is a messenger RNA of Mauremys mutica (yellowpond turtle), 1884 nucleotides long. It is a transcript of the gene IL18RAP, whose product is annotated as interleukin 18 receptor accessory protein. Gene Ontology annotation, molecular function: interleukin-18 receptor activity. NCBI's taxonomy places the organism in Eukaryota, Metazoa, Chordata, Testudines, Geoemydidae. The record is from RefSeq and is a predicted model, not a curated record. Gene Ontology annotation, biological process: interleukin-18-mediated signaling pathway.